Molecule: messenger RNA, 1696 nt
Organism: Acromyrmex echinatior (Panamanian leafcutter ant)
Lineage: Eukaryota; Metazoa; Arthropoda; Insecta; Hymenoptera; Formicidae
Product: RCC1 and BTB domain-containing protein 2
Molecular function (GO): protein binding
Source: RefSeq, a predicted model, not a curated record
UUCUUGUCACUCGCCUAGGUGAGAUCUAGGAGCUACAGUCAGUAGUGUGCAUGAGAUAGAAUCGUGAUUGUUUCUUUAUUUUCUUCAAACUAUCUACACGGUUUCGUGCUGCAUUACAGUAUUGUUUGAUACAUAAUAUAAUUUAGCGUUGUUAUUAUUGGUUCGUGUAUAUUUUAUAAUUAUGUCGAAUCAGUCACCAGAGAGUGAAAACGAGAUAUUGAUGAGCAGAGAUGAACUAGGCUAUCAAAAAUGGCUUGCAGAGCGUUCAUGCAGCACAUAUUUACACUCACUAAAGAAAGGUGAAAUAAUUCAUAAUGAACAUCCAAAAAAAGUGGAUUACAUGUUCGAGAAAAAAAUCAAGAUGUUACUUAUUGAUUGUGAUCUUGCUGUCAUUUUGCUAACAGAGGAUGGAGAAGUGUAUCACUGGUAUGACGUUACAUGGUCUGAGCUGAAGGUAGAAUAUUAUUCUCAGUUGAUUGAUUUGAGAUAUACACGUAUUGUACAAAGUGCAGUUGGUGGCAAUCGCACUUUUAUCAUUUUAACUGAUGAUCAAAAGGUAUUCUAUUUCCAAACCUAUUACUUUGAUGGCAUAAGUCGGAUGAAAUGGAUGACUUUCCAGAAAAAGGUCGAGUCUAUUUGUUGUGGUGACAGUUUCUUCGUAGUGCUUACUGAAGACAAAAGGAUGUAUACCUGGGGAAAAAAUCAUCAUGGUCAAUUAGGUGUUUCUACGUGCAAGGACGAAUUUGUAAUCAGUCCACUUGAAGUUAAAAAUCAAAACGUUCGCCUAACAAGAAUAGCCUGUGGCUAUACACAUGUACUCGCAUUAUCUACAGAAGGAAAUAUUUUCGUCUGGGGUGGAAACUCUUGUGGACAAUUGGGUUGUAAUUCUAGAAAUGACAUCCAUGAUCCUGAAAAAAUUAUGAUAACGCCUAAACCAAUGAAAAUGUUGGAUAUUGCUGCCAUGAAAAAUAUGAGUUGUGCCAUAAGCGAAGAAAAACUUAUUUAUGUGUGGGGCAACUGUUUCGAUCAACAAAUUCAGACACCUGUUGCCUGUGAAUACACGACUCUAUUUGACAUGUGUAACGCGAUGUCUGCUAGACCGCCAACUACUGUGAAAAACUUUGAACAAAGCGAGAAGUUUAAAAUAUUGGACGAUAUCGCAAAGUCGUUUAAUGAUCCUAAUAUCAGCGAUCUUGUGAUAAAAAUCGGAGAACAAUCUAUUUAUGUCAACAAAAGUAUCCUACAGUUUCGUACUUCAUAUUUCAAACAGAUAGACCAAUUUAUAAGUUUGGAAGAUGGUCAAGAAGUCAUCAGGCUUAAUGAAUUUUCCUAUGUCAUGUAUAACAGCUAUUUCAAAUAUUUAUAUACUGGCAAACUUGAGGUAUCUCUGGAAGAGAGAUUUAAGUUCCUGGCAUUAGCUGAUUCAUUGAAUGAUGAUAGAUUCAAAAAAUGUUGCUAUAGGGAGAUAAAGAAAGACAUACUAGAUGAAAAUUUAUUUGUUUUUUACAAUAUGGCGCAAAAAUAUAACGACAAGGAAGUAGAGAAGAUUUGUUUUGAGUAUUUCAAAGAAAAUAGAAUCGAUAUAAGAGACACAUCGAAUUUUUUGGAAUUAGACCAAGAUAUAAAAAAUAUUUUUCUAAAUUCACUACGCUCUGAUGAAGAAUAUAGUGAACAUAGUGAACAUAGUGAGACAUAG